Molecule: messenger RNA, 879 nt
Organism: Plenodomus lingam JN3
Lineage: Eukaryota; Fungi; Ascomycota; Dothideomycetes; Pleosporales; Leptosphaeriaceae
Source: RefSeq, a predicted model, not a curated record
AUGGGCAGAGGGCGUGUCAAACGACGGGUCGUGCAGAGUGAGGAUGGGUGGGCUGUGGUUACGCAUGGGAUGGGUGGGUUAGAGGUGGGCAGGCGGAGAGGGGGAGAAGGAGGCGAAGGAGAUGAAAGUGACCAGGAGAUUGGGAAUCCAAAGGACAAAGGUAAAGACAAAGACAAAGGCAAAGUCGUAACAGGCAUGCCCAACAUAAUCAACGACCUCACAACAACAACCCUCCUCGCCGACUUCAAAACUCGCACAAACCGCUGGCGGGACACGGCGUGUGCGGUGCACUUGCGUGGCCUGCUGGAUGCGAAAGAGUGGCUGGAUGUGGGCGAGGCCGUGUGUGUUGGGAUUGGGAGUUUUAGUAGGGAUUGGGAACAUCGGUUCAGGAGUCUGUGGCAGCUGGUGGUGUUUGUAGAGGUUGUGGGGAUGCUGCAGAAACAAGGUCUGGACGUCAAAGUCUACGCGCAAGACCCUGCCUUUACCCCCGUCGAUAUAUCAUUCCUCUCGAGUCUAGACAUUCAAGUCAAAGAUCCUGGAAUUCAAUCACACAUCAGUACGCGUACCUUUGUCUAUUCCCCCUUUGUAGACUGGUAUCUCCUCCUGCCCACGUUUCUGCAAACCCGAGAUCCGGAGCUGUAUAUUGGAAAUGAGAUUCUGGACGACUACACGGCGUAUGCGCAGACAGAGGAUAAGAGGAACAAGUUGGACGAGUGCAAUCAGCUCGGGCGCAGGUUUUUGGACAGUAGAGACGUGGCGAGGUUGGAGGAUUUCGAACUGCAUGCGCAUGCGUUGAAUGGCUUGGUUGUGUAUUGGAAGAAGCAGCAAGAAGACAAUGACGAGGCUGAGCUAAAGACUGAAGAUGAUGCGCCGAGUUGA